Mycena indigotica is the source of this 549-nucleotide messenger RNA. RefSeq lists its product as uncharacterized. The record is from RefSeq and is a predicted model, not a curated record. NCBI's taxonomy places the organism in Eukaryota, Fungi, Basidiomycota, Agaricomycetes, Agaricales, Mycenaceae. The transcript has a single exon. Bases 1 to 549 code for a protein of 182 amino acids.
AUGUUUUCUUCUCUGCAGCAUGGAUCUUCAUUUAUUCGACCACAGAUACAAGUUGUUGCAGAACCUUCUCCAGAACCUCCUCUGCGUCGGCCAAGUGGCCUGCCUAACCAAAAGCGACGUGCUCCUGCCAAACUGAACGAUGCAGCCCCCCCCCCACGUCUUCGUCGUAUCCAGCCAUUGCCGUCGGCACCCACUUCUCAAGCUGCUCCAGUCUCUGAUCCCGUCCACGUCCCCAAACCUGAACCUCAGAAAUGGAUCCGGACUGAGCCAAACCGAUUUGGACUUUAUAAAGUCUAUCCUCAACGGCCCACCCAUGACCCGGACGAGCUUAUAACGACCAACGACCUCUAUCGUGCGCCGCAAGCCACACAACUCGAUCCCGAGGAUCUACCCUUGCCUCGAGAGCCGUGGUAUUAUCCCUUCCCAAACGCGUCGGUCGCACAUUUGAUGAAAUACCACAUUGAAGAAGAAAAUGCUGGUUCUAUAGGCGCAUUUGACCGAUUAAUUUCCAACAUACUUACUUCAACCCAACGAGGAAGCGGAGUCUGA